UUCCUCCUCCUUAUGACAGACGACACGGAGCUGAAGGGAGAAACGGAAACCUAAAAGCACAGACAGAGAGACCGGUCGUUGUUCCAGUCAUCGGAGCAGCUCCGAAAAUCAUCUUCUCCUUCUGUCAAGUCCCAGCCGUGAAACCAAUUCUUUGACUCAGGGUUACAGAGACAAUGCCUCCUCAGAAGUUUGAAACUGGGCACCAAGACACUGUCCACGACGUGGCCAUGGAUUACUAUGGCAAGCAAAUUGCCACAUCGUCAUCAGACCACACCAUUAAGAUCGUCGGAGUGAGCAACUCCGGGUCUCAGCAUCUUGCCACUCUGACUGGUCACCAAGGGCCUGUCUGGGAAGUAGCUUGGGCUCACCCUAAAUUUGGGUCUCUCCUUGCUUCUUGCUCGUAUGAUGGGCGGGUCAUUAUCUGGAAGGAAGGCAAUCAGAAUGAGUGGACCCAAUACUAUGUCUUCGAUGAUCACAAAUCAUCUGUCAACUCAGUUGCUUGGGCUCCUCAUGAACUGGGUCUAUGCUUGGCAUGUGGGUCAUCGGAUGGAAAUAUAUCUGUUUUGACUGCAAGGCCUGAUGGCGGUUGGGACACAUCAAGAAUAGAGCAGGCACAUCCUGUGGGUGUGACUUCCGUCUCGUGGGCUCCAUCAACAGCCCCAGGUGCCCUUGUUCGUCCAGGCCUACUAGAGCCAGUUCAGAAGCUUUGCUCAGGUGGCUGCGAUAACACUGUGAAGGUGUGGAAACUGUCUAACGGGAUAUGGAAAAUGGACUGCUUUCCAGCACUCCACCUGCACACCGACUGGGUCAGAGAUGUUGCUUGGGCACCAAACUUGGGCCUUCCCAAGUCCACCAUCGCCAGUGCCUCAGAGGACGGGAGGGUCAUCAUAUGGACUGUAGCUAAGGAAGGCGACCAGUGGGAAGGAAAGGUGUUACAUGACUUCAAGACUCCUGUUUGGAGGGUCUCGUGGUCAUUGACAGGGAACAUUCUUGCCGUGGCCGAUGGGAACAAUAACGUGACCUUAUGGAAUGAAGCUGUUGAUGGGGAAUGGCAGCAGGUCUCUACGGUGGAUCUUUAAAUCCGAAUCUGAGUUCGCAUCUGGUCUCGGAGAAUCUAGAACUGCGAGAUGUUUCUUCGCGUCACAUUGGGUUGUGAAACUUUAACCGUGCAUACUGACGGCUAUGGUGAAACACAGUGAGUUUUUUGUACAAAGACAAUUCCGACAGGGGUUACUCUCUGAUCUUAUGGAUACCUAAUAUACUGCAGUAUCUUUGGUAGUCAUCUUUGGAUGUUGAUCUGCU
Messenger RNA from Punica granatum (pomegranate), 1302 nucleotides. The record is from RefSeq and is a predicted model, not a curated record. NCBI's taxonomy places the organism in Eukaryota, Viridiplantae, Streptophyta, Magnoliopsida, Myrtales, Lythraceae.